AGGCGGGAAGCAGGGCGGUGUCGGGGUCGCGGGUACGGGGCGGGGCGGGGCAUGGUAACGGCUCCGAAGGAGAGGGGGCGGUGCCGCAGCGAGGCGGAGGGAACGGUGUUCACCGCCGCCGCAGCCGCAGCUCGCGCGCUCCUCGGCCAUGAUGAUCCACGGCUUCCAGAGCAGCCACCAGAACUUCUCCUUCGGGCCGUGGAAGCUGACGGCGGCCAAGACCCACAUCAUGAAGUCGGCGGAUGUGGAGAAGUUAGCGGAUGAAUUGCAUAUGCCAUCUCUCCCAGAAAUGAUGUUUGGAGACAACGUUUUAAGAAUCCAGCAUUGUUCUGGCUUUGGGAUUGAGUUCAAUGCUACAGAUGCAUUAAAAUGUGUGAACAACUGCCAAGGAAUGCUUAAAGUAGCCUGUGCUGAAGAGUGGCAGGAGAGCAGGACCGAAGGUGAACACUCUAAAGAGGUUGUUAAACCAUAUGAUUGGACCUAUACCACAGAUUAUAAAGGAACAUUACUUGGAGACGCUCUUAAAUUAAAGGUUGUACCUACAACAGAUCAUAUAGAUACAGAGAAACUGAAAGCCAGAGAACAGAUUAAAUUUUUCGAAGAGGUUCUCCUCUUUGAGGAUGAACUUCAUGAUCAUGGAGUUUCAAGCCUGAGUGUGAAAAUUAGAGUAAUGCCUUCUAGCUUUUUUCUGUUGUUGCGGUUUUUCUUGAGAAUUGAUGGGGUGCUUAUCAGAAUGAAUGACACAAGGCUUUACCACGAGGCUGACAAGACCUAUAUGUUACGAGAAUAUACUUCACGAGAAAGCACAGUUGCUGAUUUAAUGCAUGUCCCACCUUCCUUCUUCACGGAACCUAAUGAAAUAUCACAGUAUUUACCAAUAAAGAAGGCAGUCUGUGAGAAGCUAGUAUUUCCAGAAAAAGUUGAUCCUGACCCUACAGACUCCCAAGAAAGCAGACCUGUGGAGUAGAAUGUGAUACAACAUACGCUCACUGAGGAAUCUGACUGGACACCUUGGCUAUUUGUAGGGGGAGAUUUUUAUUAAGAUAAUUAAUUGCUUUGUGUGCAGAUUUUCUGUAGCCUUAAAGGAAAAAAAUAAAAGAUUGCUGCAGGCAGGUUCCACUUAACUACUGUUUGUACUGUCUGUCUUCAAAUUCAUACUCCACAUUUAUAUGUUUUAGAGAUAAAUUUUUACUUCUAAAUGAUCACAAAGUGGGUCUGCAACAUUGAUGUGUGUGUCUCAUGAGUAGCAGACAGAAUCUGUAUCCAUCAUGAAGCACUGUGUCUCUUACCAGAAGAGGUAAUUUAAACCUUUGAAUCCCAGUGCCUGGAGACUUUCACAGGGUUCCCAAUCAUGCAUGUUGAUGCACUGGCUCUGUGCUUUGGGCUUCUGGAGAGUUUUGACUUGUCACCUAGGAAAUCAGUCUCAUAGGUUAAUGAUCUUCACCAAUAAUUUUUAUUUUUUGUACAGGGGAUUGAACUCAGGACCUUGUGCUUCCAAGGCAGGUGGCGUCA
This is a messenger RNA of Fukomys damarensis (Damara mole-rat), 1512 nucleotides long. It is a transcript of the gene Tiprl, whose product is annotated as TOR signaling pathway regulator. Gene Ontology annotation, biological process: TOR signaling. The transcript is spliced from 7 exons. Lineage: Eukaryota; Metazoa; Chordata; Mammalia; Rodentia; Bathyergidae. The record is from RefSeq and is a predicted model, not a curated record. Gene Ontology annotation, cellular component: cytosol. Bases 149 to 967 code for a protein of 272 amino acids.